Messenger RNA from Telopea speciosissima, 1439 nucleotides. RefSeq names its product heavy metal-associated isoprenylated plant protein 37-like. Lineage: Eukaryota; Viridiplantae; Streptophyta; Magnoliopsida; Proteales; Proteaceae. The record is from RefSeq and is a predicted model, not a curated record. Gene Ontology annotation, molecular function: metal ion binding. Bases 218 to 1399 code for a protein of 393 amino acids. The transcript has 3 exons.
UCCUUUUAUUUAUACUUUUUAAUUGUUAAACCUUAGGACCCAUGUGGGUUUGGUUGGUUUGUUGCUGAUAAGAACAACUGAGGAGGAAGAAUCUGUAUCUGUUGAAGAACCUCUCAUGCAACCCCUUUCACCUCUAACACCACCAUAGUUUUUCCCCCCCUUCUUUUUUUGUUUUGUUGCAGAGUGAUAGUUGGAUCUUAAGUAGACUACAGAAGAAAUGACUAAAGAUGAAGACUUUAAGCUCCUCAAGAUCCAGACUUGUGUUCUCAAAGUGAAUAUACAUUGUGACGGAUGUAGGCAAAAAGUGAAGAAACUCCUCCAGAGAAUCGAAGGUGUUUUCACAGUAAACAUAGAUGCAGAGCAACAAAAGGUCACAGUGUCAGGAACUGUAGAUCCUGCAACUUUGAUUAAGAAGCUGGUCAGAGCUGGUAAACAUGCAGAGAUUUGGUCUGCGAAAUCCAACCAGAACCAGAAACAGCAACAAACAAAUUGCAUCAAAGAUGAUAAGAAUGGCAAAGAGCAAAAGCAGGGUCUGAUGAAGGGUCUCAAGGCCUUCACAAACCAGCAUAAGUACCCAACAUUUAGUUCUGAAGAGGAUGAAUUCGACUAUGAUGAUGAUGACGAAGAUGAUUUUGAAGAAGGGUUACGUUUGCUCCAAGAGAAAGCUAACCAUCUGGGUUUGCUUGGACACCCAGCCAAUAUGGUGGCUAAUGCAAAGAAAAAUGGUGCAGGUCCCCAAAACAGUGGUAAAAUGAACAAUGGAGCAAAUGGGCAAGUUGGAAAGAAAGGCAGUGGUGGCAAUGGCGGAGGAAAUCCUAACCAGAAUAUGGGUAUGAAGGGUGGGAUGGAUCAGAAGAACAUGGCAGCUGCAAAGAUGAAUGCGGCCGCCCAUUUGGGUGGUGGGCAUAUAAAUGCCGGUGAGGUGAAAAAGGGGAAUGACAUCAAUGCCAUGUUAGCAGGGCUAAAUGGCCAUGGUUCUGGUGUUGGCCUUGGAGGUAAUAAUGGAUUAGGGUUUCAAACCCAGAUGAACAAUGGCUUCCAAGGAUCUUCUGCUGGAUUCCCAGCUGGUGGGUUUGCAACAGGUGGGCACCAUCCAUCAGCCAUGAUGAACAACUUGCAGGGUUACCAGUUCAAUCAUCCACCAUCAUCAGCUGUGAACUUGCAGAACAGGAAUAACAUCAAUUUGAUGAUGAAUGAUGCAAGGUAUAUGCAGCCCCAGAUGAUGUACAACAGGUCUCCUGCCAUCCUUCCCACCACUGGCUAUUACUACAACUACCAGAACCCUUAUCCUUGUCACCCUUACACUUACCCAAGCCCCCAGCCAGACAACAGUGGUUCUUCUCACUCUGCAACUCAUAUGUUUAAUGAUGAACACACAAACAGCUGUGUUAUUAUGUAAAGAAAAUGCGGUCCAUUUGAGAGAGAGAUAGAGAGAGAGA